AUGGACUUGAACAGUGCGCUUAUGCAGUUUUUUGACUACCAACCUGACUACUACUACGAUGAGCGCCAACAGUUCUUUGAAGAUGAAUUUUGCAAGAAUUUUGCCCAGUCGGAAAUAACCAUUGAUAACUACUACCAGCCCAAAACUAAGCUAGUCACUAAUACUCAGUCCAAAAAUGGAACCAAAGAUGAUCAAACAAAAGAUCUUACUGUCAAUUGUAACCAAAUUGAAGAAUUGUUAGAUAGGUUAUCACUGGGCAGAUUUACCAGUACAAUUGAUUCAGAACUAAAAUUUCUGCUAGAUAACAUUGACGAUACUUUUGAGCCACUUACCACAGUUUCUGCGCCUAAAAGCGUUACUAGCGCCACAAAUUUUUCAUGCAAAAUUGCAAACCAAGACCCCUUUCUCGGAUUUACCAAAGUUUUAACACCCAUUCCUAUUCCGCUAAUUAAAAAUUAUCAACUUGACCCAGAGGCGCAACAGUUACUAACUUCAAUUGGCAGCAACAAAAUAUGCAUUGUAUCAUCUUUGGGCCAAUCAAAAGUAGGGAAGAGCUUUUUGAGUAAUAUACUCCUUUCUAGACCCAUCAGGAGGAGGUUUCCCCUGUCACAAUCAUCACAUGACACCCCAAAUAUUACUCAAAGUAGCAGCAAUCAACAUGAUAUAGGUGAUGAUGACGUUCAAGCUUACAUGUUCCUAGCUGAAUAUGAUUCCCAGUCUACGGUUUAUUGCUUUAUCGACUGGACAUGCCAAGUUGAUUCAUUUCAGACGCGUGUAUCUACUUUCAUUUCCGAUACCAUCCUAUUCCACCACUCAUACGAUAAUACUGAUUGCCUAAACACUUUCUUAAAUUCAAUCAGCGAGAUGGUCUCAGAGGGCUGCAUUGGUGAUGAUAGUAGCGGGGUACAGAAUUUUCAGCCCAUACCACUCAUCAAAGUUAUAGUACAUGAUGGACCCAAAUACAGCACUACACUAGGGAGCUUCAAACAUUUGGAUAAUUACAAAAUCAUUACUUUACCAUUUCCCCUAGACGAAACCUUUGUUUCUCCCUCUUCAACACUAGAUAAAAGCAACCAAACUAACAAAUUAGACCCCUCUCUAUAUCCUCCGCACUCUUAUUGUGUUGAAUUCAUCAACGCCUGCGAAGAACUCAAGAAGAUUCUAUUUGUGCAAACGCUAGAGAAAUCCAAAAGUGGUUUACCAAAAAAUGGAAACAUACUCCAAUGUGCCUUGAAGUGUUUCAAAUAUGAGAGUUCGAACAGUGAUGCUAGCGAUAAUGAACAACUUAAGAAUGUGUGGAACAUGGCUAGAAAUGCUCAUGACGAGUCACUACGUUUUCAGUGCAAGGAGAUGUUCCUCAAGUAUAUUCGACAAGACUUGCAGCCUCUGCUACCUUUGGGGACUAAGCACUUGCUGGAAAGAUGUUAUGAAUAUAAAAUUCAUAUUAUCGACCAUCACAAAAAGAACGUCAUGGGUAACGAACAACAGAGUUUGAAAGAAUUAUGUCAAAAGUUGGAUAAAAUCAUCAAAAAGGCCAUAAGAGAGAACGAAGAAUUUUCUGAGAAGGCAAAUUUGAAGAAAUUGCACGAGAUUGGCAAGCGAUUUAGCGACAUUGAUGACAUUAAAAAUGAGUAUGAUAAGAAUAUCCAGGGCCCAACUAGUGUGCAUUACAAGACUUUCAGAGAGUUUGAGCGGGGGUAUAAUACCUAA
This is a messenger RNA of Babesia microti strain RI, 1710 nucleotides long. RefSeq lists its product as hypothetical. Bases 1 to 1710 code for a protein of 569 amino acids. Lineage: Eukaryota; Apicomplexa; Aconoidasida; Piroplasmida; Babesiidae. The record is from RefSeq and is a predicted model, not a curated record. The transcript has a single exon.